AUGGCUCUACUGCAAACACUCAGGCUGAACUUAAGAUUGAAUGGACACCCGCAAUAUACUUGGCAGACUGAGAACAAGAAUGCCGGAAUCUUCUGGCCUCGGGAUUUGCUUGCCAUGGAUGUCAAUGGCAAGGCAAGAAUCUGGGUGUAUGGCCACAAUUCAAUCCCAAAGGAACGUAUUCCAAACAUCAUCACGGACCAUGGUGAGAACCUCGAGCACAGCCUGGAACAGAGAGUUCUGUCUCAGAACAAGGAUCCGAUCGUUUUCAUAGCACACAGUGUCGGUGGUCUUGUCAUCAAACACGUUGUUGACGACCAAUUCUCGAAACUUGGCCUAGAAGAUCACAUCGAGCAAGUUAAGCAACUCGGUGCCGAUCACAGGGAGAUGGCAAGAUGCUCCAGCAGGGAGGAUGCAAAGUACAAGGCAAUGCUGAAUGAGCUGCUAUUAUUGUUCGCGCCUACUGAACACGAAGCCAGCAAUCCAGAGCCCACCAAAACCAGCACCAAAGCCGUCACCGGGGUUAUGAGGGAUGAGUACUCAGGUCACACUUCUCGAGUUGGAAGUACUGUUGCUCGAAACACGGCAGUAGUGGGCGAUAACACCAUGAGACAGCUCUUCUACUCAGCAAGAGUCUGUCGGUUUUCUCAUGUGCAACCUCAACGACUCUCAUCUUACAAAUGGCAAUGGCAACAACAAUGCCAACGCUUCAGCUCGAGCUCCAGCUACGUUGAGCAUAUCAAGGUGCCGUGUGCCUCAGCAGGCGAGAUCACUGUGAGUCUACAUAACAUUGCCAACCACUCUGCUACCACGCCGAUUGCCAUCUACCUUCCUCCCUUCUACCGUGGCGCCAACACGGUUGCCCCUUUGCCCAGGUGUCUGCAGGACCACCCCGUCGCAGUUAUCAAUUACCGUUGGUCUCCCUUCACCACUAAACUUGAGCCGGGAAGCACACCGCUAUACUGGCCAAUCCCCCUCCACGAUGUCACCUUCGCCUACAACUGGCUGGCAGAGAACCUUGGCGCAUCUACCAAUUACAAACCUGCAAGUGGUGGUGACAAGCUGAUUCCACGCCCAGCCUAUGUUGUAGGAAGUUACCUGGGCGCGAGCCUCGCCGCGGCGCUGGCGAUGACUGAGUGUCAUCGGCCAAUGGGUGAAAAUAAUUAUCAUAUGUCUGUCCAAGGGCUCAUCGCAUACAAUGGGAUCUACAACUGGACGACAUUUUUGCCCGACCAUCCUCUUCACGCAAAGGCAGCCAAGAGAAAACGAUUGGCAACUAGCAAAACCAACCCAGAAGAUGGCCCCCCGCCCUACGAGGAAGAGGGUGUCUUUACAACUAUCAAGUCCCAAAUCCCUGGACUGUUCGGCGACAACCCCGAGAACCUCUUCGACCCAUUUGCGUCCGUUUGUUUCUUCUUCCACACACCAAAUCUCCACGUUCCCGACGAUUUCUAUACCCCGUUGACUGACGAAGAUACCGAGCUUCCCCCGUCCCUUAACAAACUCGUCAACAUCCUCUCCGACAACAAAACCCAACCGCCGCUCAACCCCGAAGACAUCUCCGAAGACCUCCACAGCCUCAUCCGCAAGGUUGUUACCCGCAUGAAACUUGCCAAACCCGCCCGCAAAUCGCUCCUCAAAUAUCCACCGGCCGAAUCCGAUCUCUCCCUCCCGCCAACCCUCCUCCUCUACUCAGUCCAAGCGCCCUCCCACAUGAAAGCCCGCAAGAGCCGGAAAAGAGCCAAACCCCCCGACCACAGCAAGCACUAUCUUAACUCAUUCGCUCACCAAGCACAGGAUCUGGCGUCACUUUUGCGAAUCGCAGGCGGGGAGUACGAGCUACGCAGAGGCAUCGAAAAAGCGCGAACAUUCUUGAAUACGCCGAGUGUGGGGCCAGAGGCAGAAGAAGCAAGAAAAUUUCUGGAGGAGCAGGAGAUUAACAUGGCGCGGUUGAUGGAGGAUGUGAGGGCAGAGGAGGUUUUCGUGAGAGAGGGGGGGCAGGACGAGGGAGGGGAAGUGGAUCAACCUUUUGAUGGGGAGACGGGGGAGUUGGUGAGAAAAUGGCUGCACGAGAGGAUUGAAGAGAGACGGAGGAGAUGA
Thermochaetoides thermophila DSM 1495 is the source of this 2097-nucleotide messenger RNA. RefSeq lists its product as uncharacterized. Bases 1 to 2097 code for a protein of 698 amino acids. Lineage: Eukaryota; Fungi; Ascomycota; Sordariomycetes; Sordariales; Chaetomiaceae. The transcript has 5 exons. The record is from RefSeq and is a predicted model, not a curated record.